AUGGCUGGCCCCGGGCUUCAACUGUUCCCCCCACCGCCUCGUCCGAGACAGGCGAGUCCGAAUAGCAAGCAGCUUCGAACGAAGCCUCCCACUCCAGAACCUGGACAAGUGGAAAGAAUGGAUAGUGCAGCCGACUUCCACGAGCUCGUAAUCCAAGUCAAUGCAGUACCACUUUCUCCAGAUAACGAUUCAAUACCGCCUCCGCCUCCUCCUCCACCUCCACCUCCACCACCUGCUGUGGCAGCCCCACCAAGAGCACAUCUUCCAACUCUGACGAUACAAACUCCUCCUCGACACCAACGACCUGGCCCUCCACCACGGCCAAGGGAGGCAUCGCCCAAACAGCACAGUACGCUGCCUAGGAGAAGUCCUGAUCGUAGAGCCCAGUCACCACCUAUGUCUGUUCAGGAUGGCUUCAACUACAGAUCGCAGACCUCCAGCCCUGACUUGAACAGAACAGCGUCCCCAGCUUUCUCCGAAGCUGCCACACUAGUACGAGCAAACAGCACUGCCCAGCGUAAUGUCACUCCGCAACCAGAGGCUCCAAUGCGAUCGAUAUUUCCGGUAUUUGAUCCCACCAGGUCUCUUGCUCAACAAACGUACAAGCCCACCCAAGCUUCGCCGACACACAUUCCACGGACCCAAAUCAGCCGGUCUCCGUAUUCGCCUGAGUUCUACGUCCCGCAUCAUAAUAUUGCCAGCAGUGGACCGGCAAGCCCACCGCCCAAACCCUUCUUCACGCCCUCUCAUCUUCUCGACAACCUAUGGCUAGCUGCCAAUGGCCAAGAGGACCCGGCCGUGCAAAUAUACACCCUACGGAUGCAUCGAGCGACAGCUGCAAAUCCCACGAUAACAUUCGGCACCACACCAUCGUUACCUUUUUACAGCCUGGGACAGUCUAACCUUGCCGGCGGCCACGACGUCCAAAGCAUCAUGAAUGAGCUUCUUAUUCAGCGCCAUCAUCCUACACAACCGCGCGUGCUCCCCAUUGCGCAGCUGGAUCUUAUGACACCACCUCCCACUAACGCCAGUCCAAUUGCUCCUCACGAACAGGAGCCUGUAACGCUUCUCACGAGCAUCUUCCCCAAGCUAGCCGCGCUUCAGGCUCUCGACGCUGCCGCAAACUCCCCGGCCGCCUCCCACAUAGCCGUCAUGGACCCCGGCGCAACCUCUCCAGCAGCUCAGCGCCUGGCAGAGGACGUUCUCGCCGGAGCUGCACAACGCGAAUGCUGCGCCUUGACCUGGACCCGUGACCCCCCGCAACCGCAAACCAAUCCCUGGGCACAGCAGAUGCCCUCAGAAGGAACUUACCAGCUGCACCACCCCGCCUUAGGAACCUUCCCCAUCCAAAUCGAAGGCGAUUGCUCCGUCAUCAACAAGCCUUCUACGCGUCCCAUCACCGCCAUAUACGGCCACAAUAUGUCGCCCACGCCCCAUGCAGCCCACCAAAAGCCCGCCUCCAUCACCAUCCUCAACCCAUACAUUCUCUCACCAUCAUCACCUCGCGCAAACGGCUUCUCGCCUCUGCAGCCACCGCCGAGACUCGACAGUCUUGGUCGGGACACCAGACCCAUCUCCAUAACACCCAGCGAGAUGAGCGUUACGCAGCUCCCCACCACUACUGACGCCGCGCCCGACGACGCCAUGCUCGCGCGUCUAGACUUCACCAACGAUGCGCUCACGCUGAACCUCGGUGCCCUCACCCGCUUCGGAAACCCGUUCCUCGUGGACGUUGCAUGUGCCACCCUCCUCUCCGUCGCAGUUGCCGAAGGCGUACGCAGCCGGAAGUACAAGUCCGCCCAUAAUUCGACUGAGAACUUCGCACCGCCUCCAGUACCCACGUUGGACUUGGAGGGAAAACAUGAGGUGACUGAUGCAAAGGCGUUCAAAUCCGCGUUUAGAGACGGAUUCAAUGCCGUUGGCGGGAAAGUCAAGGUUCCUAAAGCGCCGGCUGAGACGCUGCGCAAAUGGAGUACGAAGUCACGGUCUAAUUCCACCGAUGAAAACGCCAGUUUCGACAAAGAUAUUGAAUUGGGCGAUUGGUACGGGCAAUCCAAAUCCAAAGCCAAAGUCAGCGCAAAGGAGAAAAAGGGAAAGAAGGAGAAGGUAGAGGAUGGGCUGCCAUUUGUAGCGCGCGCGAUUAUCACGGUUUUGACCUUUGCGUUCAAGGCAGCGGUUUUCGUGCUCAGGAUUGGAAUUAAGGUUGUUGCAGGGGUUAUUGUGAUGAUCACAAAGAAUUUUAGUCGGUUAUAG
This is a messenger RNA of Didymosphaeria variabile, 2253 nucleotides long. RefSeq lists its product as uncharacterized. The record is from RefSeq and is a predicted model, not a curated record. The transcript has a single exon. The coding region runs from base 1 to 2253 and encodes 750 amino acids. Lineage: Eukaryota; Fungi; Ascomycota; Dothideomycetes; Pleosporales; Didymosphaeriaceae.